AUGGGUUUCUUCACGAGCCUCUACGGAGGGCGAAAGCUCCGCGCUGCCUUUGCGACUUCCUGUAGCGACCCCUGUACCAGCACGCUCGCAAGCGCUUCGCGCACAUACCUCAGCUGUCAACAGGGGAACUUGAAGAGGCCCCAGGGCAGCAGCUACGCUGGCCUGCGUUGCGGUUUCCACCCUUGUUCACGCUGGGCUUGCUUGCGUGGUUGCAGCUCGGGCAGCCAGUGGCUGGCACCUGCGCGCUCUGGGCACCAGCAGCGACUAGGCCGCGCACAGCACGGCGACCUAAACUGGAAUCCUAGCCGGCGAAGAGGUGCAUGGACAGGACUUGCCCAGAGCGGGCUGUUGCGUCGACCCUGGCGAGCCUCUCACUCGCCCAGUAGCAUCCGGGAGCGUGCACAUGCUCAAACCGCGGUUGUAUUGCGCUUCCUGCGGAGCACGCUGCAGCAACUCGUAGGCAGCUCUCCAUUGGAUAAGGAAAUUUCACGACUAGCACUGCCGGCUUUGGGUGCCCUAGCACUCGACCCGCUGAUGACGCUCGUGGAUACGCUGUUUGUGGCGCGGAUUCCACGCUCCUGGACAGCGACAGUGUGGACUCCGGACCCAGCCCCAUUAGCGGGCGUUGGUGUCUCGACCAUGGUUUUCAACUUCUCCAUCAUUCUCUUCCAAGCACUGGCCAUUGCAACGACACCCAUCGUUGCACGGGCUGGCGCGGCUGGGAAUCACGCUGAGGCGAGUCGAGCGCUAGCUCGGGGCCUCUGGUUAGCGUGCUCGCUCGGUUUGGUGCUCGCAGUGACGAUUUUCCUGGGUUGCCCCUGGUUACUGGGGAAGCUCGGAGCCUCGGGCAGUGUCCUACAAUAUGGCGUCGCGUAUAUCCGCACCCGAACGCUCGCAAUGCCCUUUGUCGUCGGCAGUAUGGUCUUAUCGGGGGCAUUCCGUGGGUAUCGCGAUACCGCGACUCCCUUCCGUAUCUCACUGGCUACAAACGUGCUCAACUUUUUCGGUGAUGCGCUGCUUAUAUUUCCGCUGAGACUGCACGUGAUUGGGGCGGCAGCUGCAACCGCUCUCGCACAGAUUCUCACGUUCUGUUGCAUGUUCCUAGUGCUAACUCGAAGACGACCUGGAACUGCGCCUGUGCCCCCACAAGCGCAUGGACCGCAGCCUCGGUACCUGGUACAUCGUUCCUGGACCGGUACACUGGAACGUUUCCAGCACUGGCUCUUUGCACAAUCGCCCGCGGCGGGUAUACUCGACUGUCGGGAUCUGCGUCGACCUCCGAGUUGGGCACAAAUUCGACCGCUUCUAUCCGCUGGCGGCCUGGUGACGAUCCGCACGGUGUCGAUUCUAGUAACGCUUACUUAUGCAACCAGCACGACAGCGUACUACGGGGGGCCGGUCGCCUCGUCCGCUUUCGAGGUCCUCCGACAGGUCUGGGUGAUGACCGCUAUGCUAUGCGACUCGCUGUCGGUGGCAGCUCAGUCCAUGGUAGCAUCAGCUCUUGGCGGUGCGCGGCUACUCACGGAGAAGGAUUGUGUGGCGUUGGGUGUUCCGCUUGACGCUGAAGUUCAGGACCCUUCGGAUGUGGCGAGGAUACAAGCGCGUUUGGCUGCAAACCGAAUCGUUCAAUUGAGUCUGCGCGUGGGCCUCCUGUUCGGGGUGCUCUGGUGGUCGCCACUGGGUCACCAGCUCAUACCACAUAUAUUCUCCCCGAAUGCAGCCGUGCGGGAGGCGACGCGUCAGGGCACGCGGGUGAUCGCUUUAAUGGCCCCGCUGAAUGCCAUUACUUGGGCGCUGGAUGGUGUUGCUAUUGGAGCGAUGGAUUAUGCGUAUAUAGCGAAGGCGAUUUUUUGUGCUAGUGCGAGCUCGCUUCUGGCGCUGGAGUUUAUCCGGCGGCAGUUUGCUGCUGCCUUGACUUGUGGGAAGACGCUGAGCGCACAGCACGUUGUGGUACAGGUUUGGCACGGCCUCAAUAUGCUGAUGGUUGGUCGAGCGACUGCCAUGCUGUUGCGCUUUCUGAUGCCUCAAAGUCGUUUGCCACCAUUACGAGCGCUGCUGAAACCGUCGAAAGCGAACUCGGAGCCGGGCGGUAUCCAGCCGGAAGUCGAGGAGUCCUCUGGACGGGCUCGCAAUGCGGCUGCCCAGCGGGAUGCAUCUCACUGA
Messenger RNA from Cyanidioschyzon merolae strain 10D, 2163 nucleotides. Its product is annotated as similar to Na+-driven multidrug efflux pump. NCBI's taxonomy places the organism in Eukaryota, Rhodophyta, Bangiophyceae, Cyanidiales, Cyanidiaceae. Gene Ontology annotation, cellular component: membrane. The coding region runs from base 1 to 2163 and encodes 720 amino acids. Gene Ontology annotation, molecular function: antiporter activity; xenobiotic transmembrane transporter activity. The record is from RefSeq and is a predicted model, not a curated record. Gene Ontology annotation, biological process: transmembrane transport. The transcript has a single exon.